Molecule: messenger RNA, 399 nt
Organism: Aureobasidium vineae
Lineage: Eukaryota; Fungi; Ascomycota; Dothideomycetes; Dothideales; Saccotheciaceae
Source: the annotation of a GenBank genome assembly
AUGAAGUACCUCGCAGCCUACCUCCUCCUCAACCUCGCCGGCAACGAGCAGCCCUCUGCCGAGGACGUCAAGUCCGUCCUCUCCUCCGUCGGUGUCGACGCUGAGGGUGACCGUCUCGAGAAGCUCAUCUCUGAGCUCUCCGGCAAGAACAUCCAGGAGGUACGCAUACGUCCGCCGACACGCAAAUUCUUCUCGUUCGCACGCGCAAUACUCACACACCCUACANNGCUGAUCACCGAGGGUUCCGCCAAGCUCGCCUCCGUUCCCUCCGGUGGUGCCGCCGCCGCUGGUGGUGCUGCCCCUGCCGCUGGUGGCGCCGCCGAGGCCGCCCCCGCCGAGGAGAAGGCCGAGGAGAAGGAGGAGUCCGACGACGACAUGGGCUUCGGUCUCUUCGACUAA